GAUGCCGGGGUUGUAGUUCCCUGAGCUCGCUCUGCUCCUUCUCACGCGGUGUAGAGAGGAGGAGAGAAGACUACAUUUCCCGGCACCCUCCGCGGCCCCGGCACUGAUCGCUGGACAGGCUGCCGAGCACAGCACGCGAAUACCCAGGGACGCUGACUGCACUGUAUGGCAUUAAGAAUGGCACCAAAGAUAACUACAGAGCUGCUGCGGCAACUGAGGCAGACCAUGCGGUCCUCCCGCAGCGUGGCGGAACCCAUCCAGGCGUACAUUGUUCCCUCUGGGGACGCACACCAGAGUGAGUACAUCGCCCCAUGUGACUGCAGACGGGAAUUUAUAUCCGGAUUCAACGGUUCCGCCGGGACAGCAAUAGUGACGGAGCAGAGCGCCGCCAUGUGGACGGAUGGACGCUACUUCCUGCAGGCUGCUCAGCAGAUGGACAGCAACUGGACGCUAAUGAAGAUGGGUUUAAAGGACACGCCCACACAGGAGGACUGGCUAAUCGGUGUGCUUCCUGAAGGCUCGCGGGUCGCUGUGGACCCCUUUAUUAUUCAAACAGACCAGUGGAAGAGUAUGUCCAUGGCAUUGAAGAACGCCGGACAUCUCCUCAUACCUGUGCAAGAAAACCUCAUAGAUGCCAUCUGGACAGACCGCCCAGAAAGGCCGUGUCGGCCGCUGAUAACAUUGGGUCUGAACUACACAGGUGUGUCGUGGCAGGAUAAGAUUGUGGCACUUCGGGCCAAGAUGGCAGAGAGAAAAACUUCAUGGAUCGUCCUGACUGCACUGGAUGAGGUUGCAUGGCUGUUUAAUCUCCGAGGCUCUGAUGUGGAGUAUAACCCGGUAUUCUUCACUUAUGCCAUUGUGGGAACAGAAGCAAUCAGGCUUUUCAUUGACGGCGAGCGUCUGGCUGACCCAGCAGUCCGGACGCACUUACAGCUGGACUCCUCUCCAGCCGCUGAGUUCAGGAUCCAGCUGGAGCCAUACGGGUCAAUACUGAGCGCCCUGCAGGGUAUCUGCGCUGGGCUCUCCCCCAAGGAGAAGGUGUGGAUUAGUGACAAGGCCAGCUACGCACUAUCUGAAGCUAUUCCCAAGACUCAAAGGUACCUGUCGCAAUACACGCCGAUAUGUCUGGCAAAGGCUGUGAAAAACUCUGCAGAGAUUGGAGGAAUGCGGAGAGCCCAUAUUAAGGACGCCGUGGCCCUCUGUGAGCUGUUCUGCUGGCUGGAGAAAGAGAUCCACAGUGACAGUAUUACAGAGAUAGGAGCUGCGGAUAAAGCAGAAGAAUUCCGAAGCCAACAACAUGACUUCAAAGAGCUCAGCUUUCCCACCAUCUCCAGUACAGGACCGAACGGGGCAAUCAUUCAUUACACACCGGAUGCUGAGACAAACAGAAAAUUGUGUGUGAAUGAAGUUUUCCUCUUGGACUCUGGUGCCCAGUACAAGGACGGUACGACAGAUGUGACCAGAACAAUGCAUUUCGGAACGCCGUCGGAAUACGAGAAGGAAUGUUUCACAUAUGUUCUGAAAGGCCACAUAGCUGUCAGCUCUGCUGUUUUCCCCAAUGGGACAAAAGGACAUCUUUUGGACUCCUUCGCUCGCUCAGCGUUAUGGGAGUCCGGACUGGAUUAUCUACACGGGACGGGUCACGGCGUGGGAUCCUUUCUUAACGUCCAUGAAGGUCCUUGCGGGAUCAGCUACAAAACGUUUGCAGAUGAACCCUUGGAAGCCGGGAUGAUUCUUUCUGAUGAGCCGGGUUAUUAUGAAGAUGGAUCAUUUGGGAUCAGGAUUGAGAAUUUAGUCCUGGUGAUCCCUGCUAAAACCAAGUACAACUUCCGAGAUCGGGGAAGUCUGACCUUCGAGCCUAUUACACUGGUUCCUGUACAGAGCAAAAUGAUCAAUGUCGACCUGCUGACACAGAAAGAGGUGGAUUGGGUGAAUGAUUACCACAAGAAGUGCCGGGAGGUGGUCGGUGGUGAGCUGGAGAAGCAAGGACGCCACGAGGCCCUCCAGUGGCUGAUACAGGAAACGCAGCCCAUUUGUAAAUCCCAUUAACCCUUUUCUAAAGUGUUUUUUUUUUUUUUUUAACCUUCAGCAUUGUCAUUUUGUACAGCUCAUGCUGGGGUUGCCUGUGCCAAGGCAUCAAGUUUGACCUCUACAGCCGGGUCUUUUUAUGUGGCAAAUUAAAUGGCGUGUUUUAACGGCUCACUGAGCGCGAGGUGCAGAUGACAAUUGAACCCGGAAUUAUGUGAUGAUUUGGAAUUUAUACAAAGAAGAAUCGCAGUACAGACAAUUAAAUGAAAGCAAAUGAU
Rana temporaria (common frog) is the source of this 2306-nucleotide messenger RNA. It is a transcript of the gene XPNPEP1, whose product is annotated as X-prolyl aminopeptidase 1. Gene Ontology annotation, molecular function: metalloaminopeptidase activity. The transcript is spliced from 20 exons. The coding region runs from base 166 to 2049 and encodes 627 amino acids. The record is from RefSeq and is a predicted model, not a curated record. NCBI's taxonomy places the organism in Eukaryota, Metazoa, Chordata, Amphibia, Anura, Ranidae.